AUGAGCGUGCCCGGGGCGCUGCUCGCCGUGCCGCUGCUCCUGCUGCAAGGGGCGUUUGCAGGGGCUGCCGGUGACUCUGUGGCUCUGAAGGAAGGAGAAAAUCUGAACCUGAACUGCACCUUCAGCACCCUCAGCGACCACAACUUCACCCUGCAGUGGCUGAACCCUCGGAAUUUCACCAUUUUCCUCAAUGCCCAGCAGGUUCUGAGGGACCGGAGGUACAAACUGCUGCGCUACUCCAGGGAUGAACUGUCCAUCCAGCUCUCCAACCUGACCCUGCAGGACGAGGGAAUUUACCGCUGCCUGCGCUACACCCGGCACGUCAGCGCCCGGAGCCAGAACGUGCAGAUUUUGGCUCCUCCUUCCCACCCAGUGCUGGAAAUCUCCCAGGAUGAGGAAAGGGGCAUCCAGCUCUCCUGUCACACCCGGGGGAGCAGACCCCAGCCCCAGAUCUCCUGGCUCUUGGACAAUGGCAUUGAGCUCCCAGGUGACACCAGGCACGAGCUGGGCGCCGAUGGGAGCAGCUGGAGCAGCAGGAGCACCCUGAGGGUGCUGAGCUACAGCCCCGCGGUGACAGUGCCAGCCACAGUGACAGCCAGCUGUGCCAUCGGGCACCCUGCGCUGGGGGCACGGAGACUGCUGGCACCUUUCACCUUCCAGAACCUUCCCAGCGCGGGCUGCAAGCAAGCAAGCAGACCUUCAGAGGAUGCAGAAGUUCCCAGCUCGUCAGAGAAUCCAGCAGUUCCCAGUUCUCCAGAAAAUGCAGCAGGUACCAACCCAUCUGCAUCCCCCAAAAAUUCAGAAGUUUCCAGCCCUUCUGCAUCCCCAAAAGAACCAGGAGUUUCCAGCCCUUCUGCAUCCCCAGAGAAUCCAGAAACUUCCAGCCCUUCAGCAUCUCCAAAAGAUCCAGAAGUUCCCAGCCCUUCUGCAUCCCCAGAGAAUACAGAAUUUUCCAGCAGCCCCUCUGCAUCCCCAAAUGAUCCAGGAGUUCCCAGCCCCUCUGCAUCCCAAAAAAAUCCAGGAGUUUCCAGCCCUUCUGCAUCCCCAGAGAAUACAGAAUUUUCCAGCCCCUCUGCAUCCCCAAAAGAUCCAAAAGUUUCCAGCCCUUCUGCAUCUCCAAAUGAUCCAGGAGUUUCCAACCCUUCUGCAUCCCCAGAGAACCCAGAAACUUCCACCCCCUCUGCAUCCCCAAGGAAUCCAGAACUUUCCAGCCCUUCUGCAUCCCCGAAAGAUCCAGAAGUUUCCGCCCCCUCGGCAUCCCCAGGGAUUCCAGCAGUUCCAGCCCAGCCAAACCUCACGGGUGUCACACUGCGCGAGCAAAAUCCCGAAUCCAAAGGGCUCCUGAGGAAGGAGAAGGACCUCCUGCUGCCCAUGCUGGUGGCUGCUCUGGUCCUGGUGCUGCUCGUCAUCGUGCUGCUGUUCAUGGUGAAGCUGAAGAAAGCUCACGGGGCGUGGAAGAGAGAAAAUGAUGUUUCAGAGCAAACACUGGAGAGUUAUAAAUCCAGAUCUAAUGAAGAGAGUCCAGGCCAUGAGAAGAACGGACCAGCGGGAAAUCCCAAAUCCAACAUGCAAUAUGUAACAGAAGAACACGUGGAAACCCCAGAGAAGAAUCUGGAAACCCCAGAGAAAAUUCCAGAAUGCCCAGAGAAGAACCCAGGUGACAAAAGCACGGCAAUAAAUGAGGAAAUAUUCACGUGUGGAAGGGAGACAGACGUGUAACAGUGCAGGAAACUGCAAUUUCCUGAUAUUUAUGUGAAAGUUUUCAGGGAUCCUGGUUUGAAGGAGCAGGAGGGACACGGAGCUCCAUCUGGGGGUGCUUUUGUCCGGCAAACCUGGCCUGGGUCACCUGGGACCUUCAGAGCAUUUCAGGAACCUCUGCCACCAUCAGCUCAGCACUCCCAGCACCCUGAG
Molecule: messenger RNA, 1911 nt
Organism: Melospiza melodia melodia
Lineage: Eukaryota; Metazoa; Chordata; Aves; Passeriformes; Passerellidae
Gene: CRTAM
Product: cytotoxic and regulatory T cell molecule
Exons: 9
Coding region: 1-1719 (572 amino acids)
Biological process (GO): detection of tumor cell; cell recognition; positive regulation of natural killer cell mediated cytotoxicity directed against tumor cell target
Cellular component (GO): plasma membrane
Molecular function (GO): signaling receptor binding
Source: RefSeq, a predicted model, not a curated record